Messenger RNA from Gambusia affinis (western mosquitofish), 3372 nucleotides. It is a transcript of the gene wwp2, whose product is annotated as WW domain containing E3 ubiquitin protein ligase 2. Gene Ontology annotation, biological process: regulation of monoatomic ion transmembrane transport; ubiquitin-dependent protein catabolic process; negative regulation of transcription by RNA polymerase II. The record is from RefSeq and is a predicted model, not a curated record. The transcript is spliced from 24 exons. Gene Ontology annotation, molecular function: ubiquitin protein ligase activity; protein binding. Lineage: Eukaryota; Metazoa; Chordata; Actinopteri; Cyprinodontiformes; Poeciliidae. The coding region runs from base 142 to 2850 and encodes 902 amino acids.
GGUGGCUGAAGGGAAGUGAGUGCCAUUUUGGAGAGAUAUAAACAAAGAAAACAAGACUUUUUGUUGAUUUUUCUUUUUUCUUUAUCCAAGUAGAUUAGCACAAUUUAGCUAUGGUAGAGACUUGCUGCGUUAUUGGAUAUAAUGUCUGGUCACACGAUUGAAAUGAGCUGUGAUGUCAUGGCGGCUGCCAGCGUGACCCGACCUGGCAGUGCCCAGACCCCCGAGAAGUCUCAGUUGAUCCUGAAAGUGGUCUCUGCAAAACCCCAGUCCCCAAAGCUGCCGAACCGUCACUCUCGGCUCAGCUCCUUCGUCGAGGUGACUGCCGAUGGCCUGACCAGUGAAACCAAAAAAACAGGCAAACGCACCGGGCACCUGGAGCUGCAGUGGAAUGAAGACCUCACCCUUAAUGUGACGCCUCAGAGUCAUCUGGAUCUGAAGCUGUGGAGUUGCCACACCUUGAGGAAGGAGCUACUGGGCAGCGCUACCAUAGACCUCCUGGACACUCUGCGCACACACGAUGGCAAAAUGGAGAACGUCCAGCUGAGUCUGGUUCUGCAGACGGAGAACAAAGGCUCGGUUGUGGCAGGAGGGGAGCUCAACGUCUGUCUGGACGGCAUGGUUGUUGAUCUGGGCUCUCUGCCCAAUGGCAGUGCAGCAGCAGACAAGAUCCUCCAGCCUAACAGACCCAACCUGAGGAGGACACAGAGUGAGGGGACUCCCACUUCAGCUGGACCAAACAGCAGGAGCAACAGGCACUCAGUGGGAGGUCCGCAGGGCGAUUCCCCUGGGGGCUCCAGAGAGAGGACUGUGCAUAACGGGGAGCUUACCGAGGAGCAGAACCGUGACACGUCCAAACACCGACAGCCCGCAAAGAGCAACGGCAGCCCGGGUCACAGUGCAGACAAAGUUGAACUGGCGUCCAAUGGGUUGGACGGCAGUCGUGGCGUCGUGGCCCGUCAGACUCCUCCCCCUCCGUCUUCCCCGUCAGGCCAGUCUCCAGCGGUCAACAGCAGCGGCAGUAGCCCCUCUCCGGGACAGGAUGCCGUGGGUCCGGCGGCCCCGGCAGAGCCCAGCCCCAACGCCCCCUCCAGCGCAGAGCAGGCCAACAGCAACACAACUGAGUCGACCACAGAUUCGCUUCCGGCAGGCUGGGAGCAGCGGGUUUUACCUCAUGGGAGAGUGUAUUACGUUGACCACAACACCAAAACCACAACUUGGGAGAGACCACUGCCAGCAGGCUGGGAGAAACGAGUGGACCAGGGAGGCCGCUUCUACUAUGUGGACCACAACACCAGGACCACCACAUGGCAGAGGCCCACGGCCGAGUCCGUGCGCAACUAUCAGCAGUGGCAGAGCCAGCGCAGCCAGCUGCAGGGCGCCAUGCACCAGUUCAGCCAGCGCUUCCUUUACCAGCCGUCCGGCGCUCCAGUAGAAAAUGACCCCCUGGGCUCGCUGCCUCCUGGAUGGGAGAAACGUCAGGACAAUGGCCGGGUGUACUUCGUCAACCACAACACCAGGACAACUCAGUGGGACGAUCCUCGGACCCAAGGGAUGAUCAAGGAGCACCCCCUGCCCCCUGGCUGGGAGAUGAAGUACACCGCAGAGGGAGUGCGGUAUUUUGUGGACCACAACUCUCGCACCACCACCUUUAAAGACCCCAGACCCGGCUUUGAGUCAGGGUCAAGGCAGGGCGGCUCGCCUGGAGCUUAUGAUCGGAGCUUCAGAUGGAAAUACCACCAGUUCCGUUUCCUGUGUCAUUCCAACGCCUUGCCCAGCCACGUGAAGAUCUCCGUGUCCAGACAAACACUGUUUGAAGAUUCGUUCCAGCAGAUCAUGAACGUGAAGCCGUAUGACCUUCGGCGCCGGCUCUACAUCAUCAUGAGAGGAGAGGAGGGUCUGGACUACGGCGGUAUUGCCAGGGAGUGGUUCUUCCUGCUGUCCCAUGAAGUCCUGAACCCCAUGUACUGCCUGUUUGAAUACGCCGGAAAGAACAACUACUGUCUCCAGAUAAACCCGGCCUCCUCCAUCAACCCUGACCAUCUCACGUACUUCCGCUUCAUCGGUCGCUUCAUCGCCAUGGCGCUGUACCACGGGAAGUUCAUCGACACCGGCUUCACGCUGCCGUUCUACAAGCGAAUGCUGGACAAGAAGCCAACUCUGAAAGACCUGGAGUCCAUAGAUCCCGAGUUUUAUAACUCCAUCAUGUGGGUUAAAGAGAACAACCUGGAGGAGUGCGGAGUGGAGCUGUAUUUUGCACAGGACAUGGAAAUCCUCGGGAAGGUUUCCAGUCACCCGCUGAAGGAGGGCGGAGAGGACGAGCUGGUCACAGAAGAAAACAAGGAGGAGUACAUCAGCCUGCUGACAGACUGGAGGUUCACCCGCGGGGUGGAGGAGCAGACCAAGGCCUUCCUGGACGGCUUCAAUGAGGUGGUUCCUCUGGAGUGGCUUCGCUACUUUGAUGAGAAGGAGCUGGAGCUGAUGCUCUGCGGCAUGCAGGAGAUCGAUCUGGCCGACUGGCAGAAGAACGCCAUCUACAGACACUACACCAAGAACAGCAAGCAGAUCCACUGGUUCUGGCAGGUUGUGAAAGAGAUGGACAGCGAGAAGAGAAUCCGUCUGCUGCAGUUCGUGACGGGAACCUGUCGACUGCCGGUCGGAGGCUUCACCGAGCUCAUAGGAAGUAACGGUCCCCAGAAGUUCUGCAUAGACAGAGUGGGGAAGGAGACUUGGCUUCCAAGAAGCCACACAUGCUUCAACCGUCUGGAUCUGCCGCCCUACAGGAGCCUGGAGCAGCUCAGAGAGAAGCUGCUGUUCGCCAUCGAAGAGACGGAGGGAUUCGGACAGGAGUGAAGCCGCUAAAGCAACAAAAUUAGUUUCUUGUUUUUGUUAUCGAUCCUAUUUUGCAUUUGUUAAUCACAGGGCUGCAGUCUCACCAAGCCGCUCACUUGCAAUCAGAUGAUGUCUGUUGACAGAAAAAAAAGUUGAAGUUGGAGCACGGUUGCUUCGAGAGCGAAUGGACACUUGUGUGUGGAUGCUCACUUUAUUGUAAUCGUCUAAAUUUGACAAGAACGUGCCGACAGCACCACUCUGAGCUUGCAAACUGCACCAAAACCAGACGGCAUUAAAGCUUUAAUGCCGCUCCACAACCACAGCACAGUUAACCGCGAAUGCAGCGUAACGUAUCUACCAGAGACAAACACUUUUAGCGUUUUAAAGAGAGGAACACAUCCGAGAGGUUAUCAGGAACUACUGCACCUCCUUUACAGAGGUUAGAGAGAGGAGAUAUGAUUUUGUUUUUUAUUUCUAUGUUAAUUUUAAAAGUCUGCAUUUUCUCUUGUACAGACCCUAAAUAAAUGAGACUUCAAUCGUAAA